Messenger RNA from Chelonoidis abingdonii (Abingdon island giant tortoise), 3643 nucleotides. RefSeq lists its product as uncharacterized. Lineage: Eukaryota; Metazoa; Chordata; Testudines; Testudinidae. The record is from RefSeq and is a predicted model, not a curated record.
GUUGCUAGUUUUCCUGGGCCAGUUCUGCAGGCACAGUUUAAAUCACGAGUCACAAGUCCAAAUAUUUUUUUUUUAAAAAACUUUCUAGUGACCUUAAUGUGGGGCUUUCAGUGUUGUGAGUGGUGUUUGUGUAAGGUUUCCAGAGCUGCCAGCCAAAGCAUCCGUGCGAUUUAAAGGCCACUCAGAUGAGCAGGGUGGCCUAGGUGAUAGAGCAUUGCGCUAAGGCUCUGGAAACCUGAGUUUUAUUCCUAGCUGUGCUACUGGCCUGUUGGGCAACUCUGAGCACCUGUGUCCCCUCUGUGAGCUUUAGUUUCCUCAUUUGUAAAAUAGGGAUAAUGACACUCCCCUGCAUUGCAAAGCAUUUUGAAGUGUUUUGAUGAAAAGCUCUGUAUUAUGAGCAAUGUAUUGUAGCAAAGUGCAAAGUUUAUUUCUCUCCUCUAAUCCCAAAUUGCUUUUUCUUUUUGAGAUUAGGUAUCAUGGGCCCAGAGCAAGGAGGUGCGCAGGAGGAAAAUGUGAUCCUGAUAAGUGAUGAUGAAGCUGAGAGUCCUCUCGGGAACUCAGUCCUGUUAGUUGAGCCAUUACAAAAACCUAUUCUGGAAGACAAGAAAGCUGAAGAAAUUGUGGAUGAGGAAUGUGAACUGGUAGUUACUUUCUGUAAACAAGGGAAAGUGAUGCCUCAUGGAAGAUAUGACUGUAUGACACACCCAUUUGAGCGAGCAGAGAGUGAAACACGUUCACCCCUUGAGAACAAUGCCAAUAUCUGUGAUCAGUGCUACUGCUACAUUUGUGAUAAGCUAGCUUCUGAGUGCCAAAACUGGACAGCCCCUUCUCACUGUCACUGCAAUGCACAUAACAAAAGCACAUUCUGGAGAGACCAGCGUGGUUUGGCCUUGGCUGGUGUUCUCGUGAUGUUCAACUUGGAGCUCACAGAUAUAGAUGCAGACCUUCGACAUGGUGGAAACCUUCUGAUAAAAUUUGUUCAUGAACUUUCAGUGGAAUAUAACAAAUAUCUGGUUGGUGAGAGAGUGUCUCCCAAUUCACAUGAAUGUUUCUGUCACCCAAAACGGGGACCUGGGCAAUGUAAUAUCUGCAGACAGCGCCAUGUGGAGCUUAGAUACAGAUAUUCUGGCGUUUUUGCACUGGUGACAACAUUUUUAAAUCAGGCAGAAAAAGAGAAUCCUAAAGCUGCUGCUGUCAUGCUCCUGGGAGCAGCCAAAGAAAUAGCUCUUCAUAAGGACCCUGCUCAGAACUUGCAAAACCUUGGUGUCUCUGAAUCUUUGAGGAUGGCUGUACCUUGUCUAAUGGAAAGGAUUACAACACAACUUCAGAGGAUGCUCGUGCUGUGUGAAUUUCCAAAAGUUGUGUAUGAAAAAUUCAUUAGUUUUUUCCAGACUAUCUCACUUCCCUGUCACUGCUAUGCCUUCUCAAAUAGCCUAAAUGUAGUGCCAUGGGAUCAUGGAUUACUGACAACUGUCUUAAAAGGCCAGAACAUCACUGGUCAAAGAACACAGAAAGGAAAGAAAGUAUUUCUGUGGGAAGUACUUCCUGUCAUACAGGCUCGAGUAGAAAAAAUGGAAAACCAGGGACAUUAUAAGGAAAUAGUUCGCUACUUGAAAGCUGUGAAAUGCAAUGACAUUCUAGGGUUAAGAAAGCUUAGAGAUAAAAUUCCAUUCUACUUGUGCAAAAGUGGAGACUUCAUUAGUGCUGUACAUUCAUUGUUGCUUCCCUUCAAUAACCUUGCAUGCUGUACCGCCUGCCGGAUAACCCCUUUCCAGUUUGAGAUCUACCUAAAGAUGUUCAGAACCGGGAGUGUUCCCUGUGGAAAUAAUUUUCAUGACCCUGGAGAGUGGAUUUCAAAUGGUUCUCCUGUGAAGAACUCUGUUCUAAUUAAGCAUGCACUCAGACUCCUUUACUGCAAUCUGUCAUUAUACAGAAAUCCAAAAUGCUGGAGCUCCCUCAUCAUGGUUUUGGGCAGUAGCACUACUCUGGAGAAAAAUGGGCAUCUAAAUGCUGUCUCACUGAAAGAGCCACCACAUGAUUUCCAAGAGAUGGUGGUUUCUCUAUCGUGCAUUCUUCUAAAUGAACUGAAGACAAAAGUCAAUGUUUCUCUGCCAUCAAAUGUAUUUUCUGGUCCUUUACAGCUUGAGGCUUGUCUUAUCCUCACAGUGCAAGCAGUGCAGCAGAUGCUCCUAAAUGACCUUACAUACUUGAGUUCCUUUCUGGAAAUAACGCUGGCUUUCGGGAAUAACUUCUGGGCUCUGAGGUUAUUAUUAAAUGGCCUUUCCUGUGAAGAACACAUUCUCCAUGGCACUAUUAACUUGCUUCUGAGAGAUCUGAAUUUUCAGAAGGCAACUAUGUUGCAUCUAUGGAAAAAACUUGGUCCUCAAUAUGUGGGCGAACUGCUCUGCCUGUACCUGACUUGCAGAAAUAGAAAGAUGCAGUCCAUUGGCAUCUUCAUCAUCCAUUUAAUUAGUGAGAACCUGUAUAGGUGUCCGUGGGCGAAGCAUCUUUGCAACUUCCUGAACACAGGAUUACGGAAGCUGCCUCUUGGUACCACGACUGAUCAUGAAGUUGCCAAGUUCAUAGCUGUUUUGGAAAAAUUGUAAUGCUCUUAGAGGGUCUCAAGAAUUCUCUAACCUGCUGUAUAACACCUUCCAAUUGCUUGCCUUUUGUUAGUUCCCCUCAGUAAAAAUAUUCAGCCUACAAGCUGAUUUACAAACAUUUUUAAAAAUCCCAUCCAACCCUAGACUUGUGUGUUGAAUGGAGGAGGUGUUUAAGCCGAAAUGUGCUUAAUGCUUUCUCCCUUCUUGCUGGCGCAUGCUCUAGCAGUUCUCUGCAAUCUGGCUUUCAUGGAAUAUAACUUAACAUACCUACAGGGCUGCUUAUUCUGUGGAAGUGCCGAGAAAGCAACAGACAUGUUCUCUACCAUGACACAUGCAUGCAGAUCUGUGAUGUCAGCAGCAGAGGACUUUCUGAGGGAGCAAACAGCUCCUGGAUAAGGGAAACUGUUCAUUCAUGGUCCUGCAAAAAUUUAUGAUAAUAGUGUGUGCCCUUUGGAAUCCCUCCUGUAUGUGGCAUCUAAUUAUGUAUGUGAACCACUUGUUUUGAUGAGUACCUCCACUCUCCAUUUUCCUGGAUUUCUCCAAUCCCAAGUGCUCAUCAGAAACUAGAAAUGAUUCUAAUGCUGUAAAUUAAUAGCUAGUUUGUAAACAGAAAUUUUAACUUUCAGGUGUGUCAGACUCAGCUGGUUUUUGAUGUAUUGCAGUUGAUGGCUAUUUGACGGGUGCUAACAAGUCUGGGUUACUUGAAUUGCUAUCAUAAGUGUAGUUUAACAGUUGACUUUAAAACUGGAUGUAGAACUAGAGAAAUCUAAUUCAGUAGAAAGUACAGUCUGACUACAAUUUCUUUGACAUCUUUCCAUGUUGGGAGUGAAGGGAAUAAAUGUUGACAUAUCCAUGUAUUUUAUUUUGCAUAUUUAAGGCUUAUAAUGGCUUUUACUGCUUAUUCGUGCCAAGUUCAGCUAAAUUAUUUUCUUUACAAAAAGACUUUUAUUGAAGUUUUGUCUUUUUAAAAAAAAGUGAAAAUGUGGAUCUAAACCCCUUGUAUAAAGCGUUAAAUAAACGGUAACUAUUGUAGUACUCUC